Molecule: messenger RNA, 2129 nt
Organism: Didymella exigua CBS 183.55
Lineage: Eukaryota; Fungi; Ascomycota; Dothideomycetes; Pleosporales; Didymellaceae
Product: cystathionine beta-synthase
Exons: 2
Coding region: 128-1720 (530 amino acids)
Cellular component (GO): cytoplasm
Molecular function (GO): cystathionine beta-synthase activity; cysteine synthase activity
Source: RefSeq, a predicted model, not a curated record
ACAACAUCGUAUUUCCUUACGUGUGGCAAGACAUCAAUUUGUUCCUCGCACAGUCGUCUAUCCUUCUCGCGACACUUUUGGACUUACAAACCCCUCCCUUGCACUCUACACAUAGAACACCGCUACUAUGUCUACAAUAACGCGCCCCAAGAUCCCACCCGUCGUGAUGGACAACAUCACUCAGCAGAUUGGCAAUACGCCACUUGUGCGCUUGAACAAGAUCCCGCAGUCGCUCGGUAUUGAGGCCACUGUCUACGUCAAGGUCGAGGCUUUCAACGCCGGUGGCUCUGUCAAGGACCGCAUCGCCCUGCGCAUGAUCGAAGCCGCCGAAAAGUCAGGACGCAUCAAGCCCGGAGACACCCUGAUUGAGCCCACUUCUGGCAAUACCGGCAUUGGCCUUGCCCUCGUGGCCGCCGUCAAGGGCUAUAAGACAAUCAUCACCCUUCCUGAGAAGAUGAGCCCUGAGAAGGUUGCGGUUCUGAAGGCGCUGGGCGCUGAGAUUAUCCGUACACCCACUAGCGCCGCCUGGGACAGUCCCGAGAGCCAUAUUGGUGUUGCGAGGAAGCUCGUCAAGGAGCUGCCAAACGCCCACAUCCUCGACCAAUACUCGAACGUCGACAACCCUAUGGCCCACGAGUUUGGCACUGCCGAGGAGGUUUGGGAGCAGACACAGGGCAAAGUCACAGCGCUCGUUGCUGGCGCUGGUACUGGUGGCACAAUCACAGGUCUCGCAAGGGGUCUGAAGAAGCACAACAAGGACGUCAAGAUCAUUGCCGCCGAUCCCCAGGGCAGUAUCCUUGCCCUGCCUGAGACGCUUAACAACGAACGCGUCAACGAGGGAUACAAGGUUGAGGGUAUCGGCUAUGACUUCAUUCCUGACGUGCUCGAGCAGAACAUUGUCGAUAAGUGGUACAAGACCGACGACCGCACAGCCUUCCAGUAUGCCAGGAGGUUGAUCUCUGAGGAGGGCAUUCUCUGCGGUGGUUCAUCUGGCAGCGCCAUGGACGCCGCUGUCAAGGCCAUCAAGGAGCUCGGUCUCGGCAAAGACGACGUCGUAGUCGUCAUUCUGCCUGACAGCAUCAGGAGCUACCUCAGCAAGUUCGUCGAUGACGACUGGCUCGCCGCCAACGACCUCCUCCCAGAAACCCCUCCUGACACACCCGAAGCCGCAAACGUCACCCGCCGCCUCUCGCUCAGCAAAACCAACAAGCACGAUGCCUUCCACGGCGCCACCAUUGCCUCGUUGCGCCUCAAGCCCGUCACGACCGUUCCCGCCACAUCGCCCUGCAGCGAAGCCAUUGAGACCAUGCGUGAGAAGGGCUUCGACCAGCUCCCUGUCUCCGUCUAUACGAACGCCGGCAAGCAGAGGCUCGUCGGUCUCGUCACAUUGGGCAAUCUGCUCUCAUACAUUGCAUCUGGUCGCGCCUCGCCGAAGUCGAAGGUCGAGGAUGUCAUGUUUGACUUCCGUAAGCUCAAUGAAGUUGUCAAGGACCUUGGAAGGCUGCAGAUGGAUGGCGAGGGCACAAAGGUUGGCAGCAGGAGGGAGUUCGUCGAGAUCACACGGGAUACCAAGCUCAACGAUCUGAACAAGUUCUUCGAGUGGAACUCGGCCGCUAUCGUCACCGAGAAGGUUGACGGCGAGACUCGCGCGGCCGCAGUCGUAACCAAGGUCGACCUUCUCACCUGGAUGGUGACUCAGAAGAGUACCAACGGUCACUAGACUGGAAAACAGGUGAAGAGGGCGAAGUAGAAGGGCUGCAUCAUACGGAGUAGGGGCAGAUGAUUUGCGUUUGACAUAGCAUGGAGUUUUGGGUAGAUACCAUUCAUCUGACUUCAUUAAGUUAGCAGAUGAAAGCUGCAGAUUUUAACAUCUGCAGCAUAAUCAAAACCGGUUCGUCGCGUUGACGAACGCCAACCGACCACUGAGUUCCUCCAGCCUCCAUCGCCAUCCCUUCUUCCCACACCGUCUAGAAUCUAGCAUUUUGAAAGAGAGAUAGCAACACGAACACAUGUCUCUGACCCGUGUAGUACGUCUUGCGUUGAUAACACAUUAGAGAGAAAAACACGGGGCACCUGUAGCCGUGUCCUAUAGGCUGUUUUUUUUGGCACAGCCACAGGAUCAUGCCAGG